Molecule: messenger RNA, 1953 nt
Organism: Botrytis deweyae
Lineage: Eukaryota; Fungi; Ascomycota; Leotiomycetes; Helotiales; Sclerotiniaceae
Exons: 2
Coding region: 1149-1925 (258 amino acids)
Source: RefSeq, a predicted model, not a curated record
GCUCCUCGAUAAGAUCAAAGACACAUGAAAGGAUAAGCAUGAAAGGAAAGAAGAUCUUAGCGUCAGACUAUCAGCGAAACUACCUACCUCACCAUCUCCCACUUUCUCACACCCGUCUCCUGAUUUGACAUGAUGUGAUAUGAUGCGAUGCAAUGUGAUUGGAUAGGAUAGGAUAGGCCAAUCUCAGAUCACAUGAACGAAGGAAGGGAAAAUGAAAUGAAAAGAUUUUUGUUGCGUAUCUGAAGUAGGAGGAACCUGGUCCAGCUGAAGUGGAGUGAGUUCUGGGAGGCGGGAUGGGGGACUGGACCGGGGUGUUUACGUACAUGAUGUGUGUGAUUUUUCUUUUCGAUUAUGGUUAGUGGAUGAUGUGUCUUGUUGCUGAGUACUUAUUUGUUUGUUGGUCGUCGCUGCGGAUUGGAGAAGUGGUUAGAUGGAUGACUUUCUUCUUGGAAUCGAAUCUGAUUGAAUGAUCGAAGGUGAGGAGAUUGGAAUUCGCGCGGGGGUUUGGUAUUGAUGGUAGUUCUAUCGUUUUUGUUGCGAGAAGGGAUAAGAGUCGUACGAUAUCGAGAAUUCCUGCAAGACGGGGGUCUUGGAGAUGUGGUCAAAAUGCUGACAAUGUUGGCGGGCUGCUCUUUGUCCAUUUGAUUUUGUGGUAGAGUCUGGGCAAAGUUGCAUCUUACUUUUUGUUCUACAUCCCGAUUGUUUCUUGGUACUGCUUUGUACACACUUGUGCUACUUCGCAUUUUAAUGGUUUCUAUUCCUAGGGAGAAGUUACACAAGCCAUGCUAGCUGAGUAGUCUGCGGCGUUCGAUUGGCAAGACGAAGCUGCGGAUUGAUGAAUCAGAUGGGUGCAUCUGGACCGAACAUGAAUUGGAGAGCUCUUUCAUCUAUUCUUACCAUUCGAUAAAACUCUCUUUCAAAUCCCUUCUCUUUGGAAUUUUAUUUGGAAUUUACCCCGCGUUUACCCCUCAUUGUGUCUUUUAUGGCACAAUCUCAUCUUCUAGAUAUUGUUGUUAUUUCCCUACCUAAUAUGUUUCUCGACAUAGAAAGAGAGCCGGUACUUUCUGUCAUUCAUAAUUCCCUUCAAUCCACAAGUUAAUGCGACUCACAACUCCCAAAUAAUUCAAACCUCACAACCCAUCAUCAAAAUGACAUCUCUCAAACCUCGCACUAUAAUAAUAAUCGGCGCCGGCCCCCUCAUGUCCCGCAGUCUCUCUCUCUACCUCGCUUCUCACAAUUGGCAAAUCAUUCUCAUCUCUCGCAAUCACUCCUCUCUUCUCUCUCUCGCCUCAGAAAUCAAUGAUCUCAACCCCAAAGCGCCCAAAGUCCUCGUCCACCCAGGCGAUGCUAGUAUCCCAUCUUCUCUCCACAAAGCUCUAGAUUGGGCUGCCGAACAAGUGGGUGGAAAAGUAGAUGUUCUUUGCUAUAAUGCUGCACACGUGGCUCCGAGUCCUAUUUUGGAAUUAAAACCGGAGGUUUUGACGCAGGAUUUCAACAUUACAGCGAUGGGGACUUUGGUUGCUGGACAAUGGUAUAUGAGUCACGCCAACACCUCCCAUAUUCCCCAAGGCGAACAUCCUCUUUUCCUCGUUCCCGGUGGCCUACUUGAUAAAUACCCAGAUCCUAACAUCUCCGCUCUUUGCGCCACCAAAAGCGCAAGCCAAUGUCUUGUUAAAAUGUUUCAACAAGUUAUGGCGCCAAAGGGAAUCCUAGUCGGCGCACCAAUUGUAGGAGGAGAAGUGGUAAAAGAGGGGAAGAUGUCUCCAGAUCGUAUUGUGGAUGGUGUUUUUAGGCCAUUUUUUGAGGAGAGAGAACGGUAUGGAGGGAAUGAGGGAAAGUGGGUGUUGGAAAGAAUUUGGUUGCCGGAGGGGGGAUAUGGAAGUACAGGGACAGGUGGAAUUGGAGGGAAUGAGAGUGGGAAGUAAGGAUUGUGCUAAUAGGUUGACGGAAGUU